Molecule: messenger RNA, 1275 nt
Organism: Cynocephalus volans (Philippine flying lemur)
Lineage: Eukaryota; Metazoa; Chordata; Mammalia; Dermoptera; Cynocephalidae
Product: synaptotagmin-15
Exons: 7
Coding region: 22-1275 (417 amino acids)
Biological process (GO): synaptic vesicle endocytosis; calcium ion-regulated exocytosis of neurotransmitter; regulation of calcium ion-dependent exocytosis
Cellular component (GO): plasma membrane; exocytic vesicle
Molecular function (GO): clathrin binding; syntaxin binding; calcium ion binding
Source: RefSeq, a predicted model, not a curated record
CUGGCCUUGGUGAUUGGGGGCAUGAUUGGGGGGUUGCUGCUGCUGCUGCUGUUGAUCGGGGUGAGCUGCUGUCUGUGGAGGAGGCUUUGUGCCACUUUCACCUAUGAGGAGCUGCCAGGGACACCAGCCAUGGCCACCACAGCUGCCUCCAGCAGACAGGAUGACAAGCCCUGCCAGCCACAUGCCAGGACCCAGCCGAGCAGACCACCGGCUGUGCCAUUCGUGGUGCCCCCUUCCCUGCAAGGCCCAGACUUGGUGCCCCUGCACAGCAGAGAGUGGACCCAGGCCCCACAGGACCCCUGCACACCCCCAGAGCUCCUGCCUCACACCUCUAGUGGCAGCUUCGGUGACCCUUCUGUUGCAGGAGAUGCAUGUUUGGUGGGGACCAUCAACCCAGAGCUGUACAAGUUCCCAGAGGACAAGAGUGAGACCGACUUCCCUGAUGGCUGCCUGGGGCGACUGUGGUUCUCAGUGGAAUACCAGCAGGAGGCUGAGCGGCUGCUGGUGGGCCUGAUCAAGGCACGGCAGCUGCAAGCCCCCUCGGAGACCUGCAGCCCCCUGGUGAAGCUCCACCUGCUCCCUGACGAGCGGCGCUUCCUCCAGUCCAAAACCAAACGCAAAACCUGCAACCCGCAGUUUGACGAGCACUUCAUCUUCCAGGUGUCCAGCAAGAGUGUCACCCAGAGGGUGCUGAAGUUUUCAGUGUACCACGUGGACAGGCAGAGGAAGCACCAGCUCCUGGGUCAGGUGCUGUUCCCCCUCAAGAAUGAGACCCUGGCCAGCGACUGCCGGCGCAUCAUCUGGAGAGACCUGGAGGCCGAGAGCCUGGAGCCUCCCUCAGAGUUUGGCGACCUCCAGUUCUGCCUCAGUUACAAUGACUACCUGAGCCGCCUGACGGUGGUCGUGCUGCGUGCCAAGGGCCUCCGGCUCCAGGGGGACAGGGGUGUUGUCAGUGUGUUUGUCAAAGUGUCUCUGAUGAACCACAACAAGUUUGUCAAGUGCAAGAAGACUUCGGUUGUGCUGGGCUCCGUCAACCCUGUGUACAACGAGACCUUCAGCUUCAAGGCCAACGCUGCUGAGCUGGACACGGCCAGCCUCAGCCUGACUGUGUUCCAGAGCACCGAAGGGGACAAGAGCCACCAGCUGGGCCGGGUGGUGGUGGGCCCCUACAUGUACAGCCGCGGCAAAGAGCUGGAGCACUGGGACGAGAUGCUCAGCAAGCCCAAGGAGCUGGUGAAGCGCUGGCACGCGCUCUGCCGUACCUUCGAGCCCUGA